CCUUUAUUAUGAAGCCGGAACGGAAGUAUAAAGAGACCGUACCAAAACCAACAUGGCGGACUCUACGCACGCUCUGAAAAUGGAAGAACGAGCAGAUGAAAAAACUGAAGUCGGUAGUGAACCAGUUGUAGUUGGUGUUGCUGAGAGUGAAGGGGGCAGUAAUACGAAAGGUGUGAUGAAUACUGUUGCAGAAGAAACAGGCGAUACUUUCAAGAAACCCGCUCUUUUCAUUGCCCCCAGUGUUUUCAGUCGGAAGGGAGUCGCUGCGGUACCGGGCGGCAGCAGAGUGACAGAGGCGUCGAAAGAGGUAUGUCAGCCCAAAGGCGAGUUGAGGGAUAAUAAGGAGGCCGGCAGCAGCGCCCCGUCGACGAUUGAAAAUUUCGGCGUACCGUCGGAGAAGGUAACCGAAACGGACGAGAAUGGUGCCCCCACCAAAGCCCCACAGAAAAUCAAGCCGAGGUUUCCUGCUAAACCUCCGCCGGAUGGGAAGUUAAAUGCCGCCCCCCCUUUGCCGUACACCGAGCCUCCUUGGGGAGGCUUAGCCGAAUCUGCAUACUCUUUCGAGAUCCUGAAGAACGGCACCAUUUUGGACACGCUCCCGCUCGCCGAGAGGAGCUUCUUCGUGUUCGGGCGCCUGCCCGUUUGCGACGUGUCUUUGGAGCAUCCCUCCAUCUCAAGGUAUCACGCGGUGGUGCAGUACCGCAGGCGCCCAGGGGAGCCGGGGGUUGUCGGAGAGGAGGCCGGCUUCUACGCCUUUGACCUGGGCAGCACGCACGGCACUUUCAUCAACAAGAACAAGAUCCCGCCGAAGACCUACAUCAGGCUGCGGGUCGGACAUGUACUCAAAUUCGGGGGGAGCAGCCGCCUGUUCAUCCUGCAGGGUCCAGACUCUGAUGAGGAGGCGGAGUCUGAGCUGACAGUAACUGAGCUGAGGGAGCAAGGCCGGAAGCAAAGGGCAGAACUGGAGAGGAGGAUGAUGGGGGAUGGCUCUGAUGAUGAUGAGGAGGAGGAGGAGGAGGAGGAGAAGAAGAAGGAGGAAGGGGAGAGAGAAUCCAGCACCAGGACCACGAGUUCCAAAGUGGAUUCGGGAUGUUCUUGGGGCAUGGAAGAGGAUGUGUUGCCUGAGGAGGAUGAGAAUGAGGAGAACCCCUUUGCCACGGAGUUCCAGGAGGACCAGGAGGCGGCGUAUCUGAAGGACCCCAAGAAAGCUCUCCAGGGCUUCUAUGACAGAGAAGGGGAGGAGCUGGAAUAUGAGUAUGAAGAUAAGGGCCACGGAACCUGGACCUGCAGGAUCAAGCUGCCUGUGGAUGACGCUCUGGGCCGGCAGCUGGUGGCUGAGGUGACCCACUCUGGGAAGAAGAAGGAGGCAGCCGUGCAGUGCUCUCUGGAGGCCUGUCGCAUGCUGGAGGCUCGUGGCCUGCUGAGGCAGGAGGCAGUGUCCCGCAAACGCAAGAAGAAGAACUGGGAGGAGGAGGAUUUCUAUGACAGUGAUGAUGACACCUUCCUGGACCGCACCGGGAUGGUGGAGAGGAAGAGGAAGGAGCGAAUGAAGAAGGCGGGGAAGAUCGCGGAGAGGCCCGACACCUACGACUCGCUGGUGGAGAAGCUGGCCGAGGUGGAGAAGGAGCUGGCCGAAACGGAGAAGAAGCUGAGCAGUUCAGCCAAGGGUGGAGUGCAGCGGUCGGCUGAGGACCCCCUGGACGCCUUCAUGAGUGGCGUGAAUGCCCCAAGCCCGCUGGACAGCAUUGAGCGCAGGAAGAUGCACGUGCGGGUGGCGGAGCUGCGGCGGGAGGCCCAACGUCUCCGGCGGCUCCAGGAGCUCACCAGGCCAGCGCAGCUGCCCCCCCUACAGGCCGGCUCCUCUUGCAGUCCAGGAGGGCACGGUGCCAAGCAGGCAGAGGGCAAAAAGCCUGCCCUGCCCAUGUUCGGUGCCAUGAAAGGUGGCAGCAAGUUCAGGCUGAGGACGGGCACCAUCGGGAAAAUGCCGCCAAAGCGAGCCACCCUGCCCGCAGAGCUCUUUGUCACCAAGGAGCUGCCCCCUGGUGGAGAGGAGGAGGACGACGAAGAGGAGGAAGAAGUAGAGAACGAGCAGGCGGACCCUUCCGGUGGGCGGGAUGGAGCAGACACGGAAAUAGAGGGCAGCUCAUCGGUGGCACCCGAGCCCCAGUCUCACAUUGGCACAGGGAAGAGUGGUCCCAAGAGGCCAAAACCGGUGGAGGAGCCAACACCAAACCGGGGAGAAGAGGAGGACGGGCGGCCACCAGAGUGCAGUGAUAAGAAGGAUGAGGUGAAGAGGAAGAGGAAGGUGUAUGGGGCCAGCAAGCCUUCAGUCACCUUGUCCACCCAGUACCCCAAGGAUGACCCAGACUACUGUGUGUGGAUGCCCCCUGCUGGUCAGUCUGGAGAUGGCCGCACCCACCUGAACGACAAGUAUGGCUACUGAACGAGAAGGAUUGGGCGUAUAAGGAGACAUCUGUCACCUACAGUCCGGCCAGAUAGAGGACACGUGCCCCACCCGUGUGCCCCACCCGUUUGCCCCACCCCUGGCCUCGGAACGGACCCUGUGCAGAGGUCAGCAUGUAACGUGUGGCUUCAGGACACUGCUUGUCCCAUCCUGUGUACUCCUGGUCUACCUGUAUGUGGGGAAAAGGGCACUUCAUGUCAGGGAUCCACCUGGGAAGAAGGAUCCCGGACACUUCUGACCCCUCUCCUCUAAUCUCCUUCAAACAUCACACGGUCCCUCAGACCCGUGUCUGAGCUCCGGGUUCCAGGCAUCGUGGCUGUGGCUUUGUAGGCCGUCUGGCAGCCAGCGUCACAUCAUGGGAUGCGAGCGAGCUGAUGAUGAACUGAAUGACAGAGAUACACAGCCCCCCCACACCACCAGACCUUAAUUACAAGUGACUCAGCAGAGCAACGUGGGUGGCAGCCUGUCUGGGGGAGGAUUAGGAUGCUUGGUGUAGGGCUUUCAUUCCCCCUCCCCAUCUGUAGUAUGGAUGACCCCCCCCCCCCCCCCCCCCCCAAGUCAUCUCUGUAUUAUUUUUUUAAUGUUAAUGUUUGUAAAGUAAAAUAAAACCGAGAUUUUGUGGAACAUGG
Molecule: messenger RNA, 3093 nt
Organism: Brienomyrus brachyistius
Lineage: Eukaryota; Metazoa; Chordata; Actinopteri; Osteoglossiformes; Mormyridae
Product: solute carrier family 4 member 1 adaptor protein
Exons: 14
Coding region: 53-2443 (796 amino acids)
Molecular function (GO): mRNA binding; protein binding
Source: RefSeq, a predicted model, not a curated record